GAGAGAGAGAGAGAGAGAAGCAGCAGCAGCAGCAGCGCGCGGACACGGCACAGGUGAACGCACGAGCCUCAACGUCCGCAGCAGGAAAAAACGGCGAAGAAGAAGAAGAAGAAGCGCGAGGAGGAUUUCAGAGAAAACACCGCGGUUUGUUCCUGUGGGUUUUGUUUUUAACCCCGCGCGGGUCGGUUCCUCCCCGGUGCCUCCCUCCUUCCUCCCUCCUCCUCCUCCUCCACCUCUUCCUCCUCUCUCUCUGCCGCCGGUGUCGAUCUAUCAGCGGCUGAUCAGCGAUCAGAUCCUCUCCGGCUCGACGCUUGUUGACUACAGCUGAUCCAGGAAGGAAGGAAGGAGGCAAGGAAAGGAAAGGAAGUGGACAAGUGGAUUUUCAGACGGGGACCACCUCAGAGAACCGCACCGGGAGAUGGAGGGCAAAGAGAAGGCACCGGCAGAGCCGCAGCUGAAGGGCAUCGUGACGCGUCUCUUCAGUGAGCAGGGUUUCUUCCUGCAGAUGCAGCCUGAUGGAAACAUCAGUGGAAACAAGGACGAGAACAGCGACUACACUCUGUUUAACCUGAUCCCAGUGGGUUUGAGGGUUGUGGCCAUUCAGGGAGUGAAGGCUGGACUCUACGUGGCCAUGAACGCAGAGGGAUUCCUCUACACAUCAGAUGUGUUCACAUCAGAGUGUAAGUUCAAGGAGUCUGUGUUUGAGAACUACUACGUCAUCUACUCGUCCACGCUGUACCGGCAGCACGAGUCGGGCCGGGCCUGGUUCCUGGGCCUCAACAAGGACGGAGUCAUCAUGAAGGGAAACCGAGUGAAGAAAACCAAACCCUGCUCACACUUCGUCCCCAGACCCAUCGAAGUCUGUAUGUAUAAGGAGCCGUCGCUGCACGAGCUCGAGGAGAAGCUGUUGAAGUCCUCGCGGAGCCCGACGCUGAACAGCGAGGGGCGCCGGGCGAGGAUCCUGGAGGGUCAGGAGCAGCAGCCGGAGGACUCCACAGAGCGGGACGGGUCAUAGCCUGCAGCGCCCCCCGCAGGAGGAGGAGGAGGAGGCGGAGGAGGAGGCGAACUCCCAUUUUAACACUCCCUCUGUUCAGCAACAACAGCAACUACAACCACACCAACUACAACAACAACCGCCACGAUGACGACAACGACGGCGACGACAACAAAGAAAAAAAGAAGCUAAAAAAAAAAAAAAAAACGGGGAUAAAAAUCUUCUUCUUGCUCGUGAUGAAAUAUUUUAAAUCUAACGGGGGAGGGGCUCGUUUGGAGAAAAAUCAGGACGUUGAUGAUGAUGAUUUACAUUUUAUGCAAAAAGCCCUGCUGAAAUGGCGCCGGGAUGCUAGCACACCUACUCUUCAUCAUCGCCACAUCGUAAUCAUCAUCAUCACCACGAUCAAUGUUUCUGAGUCGAGCGAGCGCUGAGAACUCCAAAGCUUUAAGCCAUGUAGAAACUUCACUUCCUUUCAUUUCUUAAUGAAUGCAAAAACUUUCGCACUUUCGACACAUCGCGCUUCUUCUUCUUCUUCUUCUUCUUCUUCUUCUUCUUCUUCGUGUUGUUCUGUCCAAUCAGAGAGAAGAGUUUCUGUUCUGUCAGCUGCCACAUCCUGUUCUGUUUCUCUUGUUUUGUUUUGUCGGGUUGGGGGAGUAGAGCGUUUUGUUGAAGACACUGCCGACAUAAAGAGUCAGAAGGGCACGAAUCCUGAGAGACUUCCUGUUGUGGUUCCUGUUCUGGAGGUCGGUCAGGUGAUCUGGAUCAUGUCUGACAGGUUCUGUCUCUUGUGUUUCAGUCUUUUAUUAUAAAUCACACUCCUGCCGAUCCUUCUACCAAACCUCCGUCAUCAGUUCUCACUGUAAUUUCCUUCCCAGCAGCAGCUGGUGCAGGUUUGCUGCAUUUAUGUAAAUCUAGAAAAUUACACAUCACGUCAUGUGCAGAGGUCUGGGCUACGUUUAUCAGGAGGAACUCAGUGACUCAGUCUCUUUAAACUCCUCAUAAACCAACAAAACAUUUAACACCAGUUCAGUGAAUCGUAGUUUAUCAGCCCUUCCCCUGAUAACCCUGAGUUAAAAUCAGAGUCUCCAUCGCUCAGGCCACAGACAGACAGAGAAUAGGGCAGCAUGUAGCCUGAGAGACAAAACCCAGGGCAAGAUUCACAUGGUUUUUCAUGACACUUGUUAGAGACGUUACUGAGUGAACUGAAGCUUCACAAGAGGAAAUGACGAAGUCAGAUCCAUCACCUGAACGUCUCAGUAUCGUUACAGAGUCAAAACCUAAAAGAUAAACGGUGAGAAAUGUCGGACGCUGUGAAAAAGAUCUCAUGAAUUUGAUCGUCUCUUUGUUGCCUCUGUUGUCCAAGGGUCCUUGAACGCACCAGUUAGGACAGUCUGUAGACACAGUGAUGGUUUCUCCUGACUCUCAGAGGAAAUCCACCUGAGAACUGAUGAUGAUUUGGAAACUGAUCGGCAGGACUGUGAAGUACACACCGUCUCCGUGCUGCGUUCAGGGUCUGAUCAGAUGUUAAAAAGAAGCUUAGUGUUUCACAGUGUUGAGAAGUUGCAGGCAGGAAUGUUGCAUGAUGUCUUUCCAAAAAAAAAAAAGAAGCAGCGUAGCGACGGCCCCGCAGCCGUUUGGGGGAUUUAAAUGAUUGAUGGAGACACUAACAGCUGUGUUGUGUAACUCUGAUCCGGUCUGAACAGGUCUGAACCGAGGGACGAGUCGACUCGGUUACCUGCCCCCGUCCAGGUCGGUGAAACCUCAGCGUGACGUGAUACGAUACGACAGUCUGAGGAUGACACAGCAUGAAUCCAAACACCCGAACACACACUUCUCCUUUAACCUCUGAACACAACACGUCAACAACGCGUUAAAAUACAACGUUUUACAAACAGAAACAUGUUUGGAAACGACAGCCAAUCACGUGACAGAGGCGGGGCUUAUGUUUCGAUCACCUGGUGAUGUCAUCAGCUGUCCCCGUCCAAUCAGUAUUACAGCUUCAUGAUUGAUCUGUAUUAUUAACAGCUGAUUAUUGAUACUUUUUGGAGGUUUGAAGGUCAAGUCUUUGCACCAGUAGCAUGUCAUGGAUGUCGCAGCUGAUUAUUAGUUAUUGAUUGAUCACUGAUCGGCACCUGGAUUCACACACAGGUAUUUUUUCUGUUAAUGAGUUAAAUAAUGAGAUGUUUUUCUUGCUCAGACAGGUGAGGUGGACCAGGUGAAUGUUGUACAUACAUGUUAAUCCAAAUCCGUUCAGACUGCCGUGGACCUCCUGAUCAUGGUGCAUUCGAAUAACCUGGGAAUUCUCUGCGUCUAAGCUGCCGCAGGAUGCACAGCUGGAGAAAAUGGUGGAAAUUAGUUAAAGUGGGCCUGUCCUGUAACCCUGUGGGGCGAGGUCACUGCUGAGAAAUAUGGAAGAUUAUUAACGACCAAAAAAAAAAAGCAAAAACAAAAACAAACAUUUGAUUUCAAGAGAAAACCGACAGUUUCUCACAUGAAGUCAUCAAAACACCACCUACAUUAUUCAAAUGCUGUGUCACUGCAGAGGGUUUGUGGGUAAUGAAGUGCUGAAGUUAUACAGCAUGCAGCGCAGCCUCAUGCAGCUUUAAUCCACACAUGUAGAGGAACAGAUAUUUAACUGACGCUGAUUCUCUCAUUCACAUCAGAAGGACUGAAGUGAUUCGGUCAGGUCCGACGUUACCGUCCUCAGCUCCUGGUCUCAUGAUGCGUUCAGGUGUCGGCUGAUGGUAGGAUCUGGUAACACGUUUUAACACUGCCCUGCUUCGUUUAGACGAAAAGCACUGCCCUGAAAACUGAAAGCUGUAUUACUCUGACCUCAUCUGAGCUUCAUGAACACAACAUCUGAAACAAAAAACUGAGAUUCGUCCAAACUUUUGGACGAAAAUUUGGCUAAAGUUACGACUUCUUUAACUCCCAAAAAUCAAACGUUAAACCAACAUGAAUCGAGAAACGAGACCAACAGGAAGUUUCACUGACAUGUUGUUGGUUGUUUAACAUUUUAAUCUUCAGUAUAAAAUUAACUUUUUGUUUUUCAGAGUGUAAAUUUCAGACGUUCAGAUCGAGUCGCUGCACUGCCCUGUCCGACCUUUAUCACAUUUCUUCUUCUCUGACUCAGACCUUUACUCCUUCUCUGACGUUACCGACCACGUUUCCCAAAAACAUCGAGUCAAUGUCCAUUUCCUGUUACUCAGAGUUACACAGUCCUUCAAAAUAAUAAUAAUAAUAAUAAUAAUAAUCUUUGUUUCCUUCUCUAGAAGUUUAAUCACUGCCUUUGUUUUUCUCAACAGGAGAAAAUGUGCUUGAAAUAUUUUACAUUGUAAGAAAGGGGCAGGAUGUGGGAAUAUGAGUUUUCCCUCAGGACUUAAAAAUCUCUGGACGUUUCUUUUAACAUUCUGGUUCAUGAUAUUACUGCGAUAAUCAUAAAGAUAUAUUUUAAACUCUUAGAAUAAGUUGAACUGUUCCUUACAGGCUGUGGCCAAAUUAAUGUUACAAUAACGUUAAAGAAGAAACUGUAGUAAAUUGCGAUCAGUUCAUCAGAGAUCGCAGCAGAGCUAUUUGCUGUUUAACCACAGAGCUAACAUUACUUACGUUAGCUAAAUUCACUGGCGACCAAAAACAGCAUCAUAACAAACAUUUAGAUAAACGUCAGCGUUAGUAUAACUGAACCAACGCUCUGUACGUUCAGUAACAGUAAUGUUAGUUAUUUUUAUCUGGAGUUCAGUGAACAGAGCUGGAUGGUUGUCAUGGAGAUGGGAGCUGUUGGCUAGACAGAUUAUUUAAAGUCACUCCUAAGAAUAUUAACGAUUAUCCCGAUGAUGGAAAUUCAUUAAUUUGAGUUUUUUAUUGCGAUGGGCCAUAAGAUCGUAUAUUGUUCCAUCGCUAAUUCCUUAUUUAUGACACAGAAACAAUCAAUUACAGAUUUCUUGAACCAUGAAAGUAAUUUCAGUCAUGAACUUAUUUUUUUUUAAAUUGGUGACAUAAAAAGAAGUUGAAUGAUCUCACUACAGUUAGCUGUAAAACCACUUAUAUUAAUUAAUAAUAAAAUUAAUAAUCUUAUUUCAGCGCAGAGUAAAUUUUUUUUUCUGGAGUUUAGCUAAGGAACUUGCGACCUCUAUUAUUUUUUUAAAUUAUUAUUUUUGAACGUCAAUGUGUUUUUUUCUGCAGGAAUCAAUCAGUUGUUUGAACGCAGCAGAGAUUAAACUCAUGCUAAGAUCAUUUUUGGGAAACUGCGUCACCUCCCAUCAGUCGACACAGGAAACGUCCACAGUGACAGACGUGAAAGAGUUUGUCGUGUUUUAGAGACUAAAAAUAAUUAUUUGCAUGUGGAGAAAAAAAAAAAUCAGAGACGUCAUUUCACCCGACAGCUGAACUGUGAUGCAUGCUCUGUUAGCAAACACGCUGCUGUUUCUGCCGCCAUUUUGUUAAAGUGACAAAGCGAGGAGGGGAGAGGCUGAGAGGCGGGAUCAGGGUGGGUGGGGUUGUAGAAGUCGACUCUCAUUGGCUGCAACAACCCAGGUUUUCUUUUCUUUCUUCUUGAAUUUUGUAUUUUGUUGGUUAAAAGUGGACGGAUGGAUAAAUGGACGGAUGGACUGAUGGAGGGAAAGGAACGAACCAAUCACAAUCCACCUCACUGCCUCUGAGAAAGUCUUCCAGUUCGGGAUUUUGGGGUCAGACCACAGGGAUUGUAGAGACCAACAGAAACCCGCCAACAGUGUUUUACUGUUUUCUGGCUCAAAGGGGACGUUAAUGUUUCUGACGAGUGAAUACUCUCCUGUUCAUGUUUCUGUACGAUUCAACACAACCAAACCUCUCGACAGGAAUGUUGUGUCUUUUCUAUCUCAUCUGUUUCUAGAGCUGCUUCAGUUCUGAGAGGAGGACGUAGAACCAGAACAGACAGAACAGAAACAUCUUUUAAACUAAGUGUUCAGCCUCGCUGCCUUCAGGUCACGUCACAGUGUAUUAAUCAUGUCAAAAUAAAAGUGUUUUACAAGUUCAAGCACCUCAGUAUGGAAGAAUAAUAGUGCCAAAAUGGCUGCUGCUGAUGAAAAAUGGCUUCUUAUUAUAUUUCUUUAGUUUUUUAUUUAUCUAUCGGCUCUUUUUUUAUCACUACAAAUGCCAACUUAAAAAAACGAUGAUGAAAAAAUGAUGAAACAAAAUUUAAAAUAUAGAAAAAAAAAUGAAAUUGUAGAAAAUGAUUUUUAAAAUCUACAUGUUUUUUGGGAGUAAGUUUAAAAAAUCAUUUUAAGAUGAUUUUCCAAAUUCAGAAUGGAUGAAACACACAUUAAAAGAUAAUAAACAGCUGUAUAUAAAAGCUUUUAUCAUCGCUUGUUAAACAAAAAACCUAAAAUCAUCUUUGGAUGUAGAAAGUAUUUGAGAACAUCUAAAAGUUUUAUUGUGUCGUUACUAAUAUGUGUGUUUGCACGUGCAAGUUUUCAGCUUUAAAUCUGUCAUCAGAUUUUCUCAGUUUAUUUUUGGUGUUUUCUUUGUGUAACUUCACUGUCAAUGAACAGAGUCCGAGCACAGAGUUUAUUCAGGCGUUCUUUAAUCUUAUCUACAGGUUUACAGUUUAUUUAAUCUCACCCGACGCUGCGUUCAAGUCCUGUGGGACAGAGCAUGAAUGGAAGAUUACCAGGACCACAUGAAUGUUGACUUAUUGGUCAGAAAAUGGGAAUUACAGAAGUGUCUGCAUGACAUGAAUGCAGCAUGAUUAAGAGGAAAAAGUGCCAACAAAAAAAUUACAGUAAAUGUGUCAUCACCUGAAGGCAGCAUCGCAGAAUAAAAGAAGCAGAAAAUGUAGAAAUGACACUCUGCAGUAAAAGUCUGUGAUUAAAGAGAGCAGCAGGUCGACUCAGAGGUUUUAAAACUCUAAUAUCUAAUAACUUCCUGAUCAUAUUUAUCAAUACUAUUGAUUAAAACCUGCUGGAGUCGACCUGCUGAGCUCCUGCUGUGACGUUUAUCCAAAAACAACCAGAGACUCAGCCUGAAGGGGGCGCUGCCGCCACCGCCCAGGGAAGUUCGACGUACACCGGCGCUAAAUGAUGAUGUCAUUACCAAGCGACAGAGGCCCUCUGAGGGUGGGGGAGGUGGGGAGGGGUGAGGGAGUGAUGCCGUGUUAAGACGUCUUUUGUCGAAGCCUGAAAUCUCUCGAUCUUUCUUUGUGUUUGCUGAUGUUUGCACCUUUUCUGAGACACCUUCAUAUAAACGCAUCAUAUAUUAGAAAACAGUCAUCGCAAAUACGCAGCAGGAUGAAAAAGAUGAUUGAAAAAUAAAAAAAGAACAAUAGAAAA
This is a messenger RNA of Lates calcarifer (barramundi perch), 7299 nucleotides long. Its product is annotated as fibroblast growth factor 12. The record is from RefSeq and is a predicted model, not a curated record. Gene Ontology annotation, molecular function: growth factor activity; fibroblast growth factor receptor binding. Gene Ontology annotation, cellular component: cytoplasm. NCBI's taxonomy places the organism in Eukaryota, Metazoa, Chordata, Actinopteri, Centropomidae. Gene Ontology annotation, biological process: fibroblast growth factor receptor signaling pathway; animal organ morphogenesis; positive regulation of gene expression. The coding region runs from base 419 to 1015 and encodes 198 amino acids. The transcript has 5 exons.